This is a messenger RNA of Arachis ipaensis, 1053 nucleotides long. Lineage: Eukaryota; Viridiplantae; Streptophyta; Magnoliopsida; Fabales; Fabaceae. The record is from RefSeq and is a predicted model, not a curated record.
AUGAUUGUUGUUGUUGUUGUUACAAGAUGCUAUAUGCAAUAUGAUAGUGGCUUUGACUAUUACACAAUAGAAUCUUGCAAUGUCGAAGAUGCAGAUGUGCAUAGCAUGGUAAGGGAUAUGAAUGAAGAGCAUGGGUGUAAUGAGGAUUUUGACGAUGCAUGUGAUGUCGGGGCCACAGACAUUGUAUCUGAUGAGGAUACAUCAGACUACGGUAACGUUAUCGGAUUGAGUGACCAGCAAAUAAUGAGAAAGGUGUUUCAGAGUAAGGAAUUUGCUUAUGAAUUUUAUUGUAAAUUUGGGAGAUGCCAAGGAUUCGGUGUGCGCAAGGGAGAUUAUGGCAAGGAUGAUGAUGGAAAUUUGAUACGAAGAAGGUUCUUUUGCAAUAGGGCAGGAUUGAGGGAUGAAAAAUACCUUCAUAGAUUGGAUAGACAAAGGGGUCACCGACCUGAAACACGGACUAAUUGUAUGGCGAAGUUGUCGAUUUACCUAGAUAGGGAAAACUCAGUAUGGAAGGUUCGGAAAGUUAUCUUGGAUCAUCAUCAUAAGUUGACACCGCAAGUAAUGGUGCACAUGAUUCCAAAAUUUCGUCAGAUGUCAGAUGUUGCAAAGGCAUACAUAGACGGCAUGCAUGGGUAUGGGGUACCUACGUCUAAGAUUCUCAACUACAUGGCUGGAAUUGUCAGAGGGUAUUCUUUGUUGGGCUUUACGAAAAAAGAUGCAUAUAACUACAUCGACAAGAUACGUCGUUCAAAGAUUGCUGAUGGUGACUCAAAUGCUGCCAUUGUAUACCUAGAGAGAAAGGCGGCAGCCGAUCCAAUGGCGAUGGCUAGGUAUAACUUAACAGAGGAUAGUAUGUUAGCGAAUAUGUUCUGGGUGGAUGGAAUUAGUAGAGUCGAAUACCAGUACUUCAGAGACAUUGUUGCUUUCGACUCGAUAUACAAAAAGAAUAAAUACAAUAGACCUUUGGUGAUAUUCUCCGGCUCAAACUACAAGCAAACUACGAUAUUUGGUUUUGGAUUGGUUCUAAAUGAAACUAUUACAUCAUACACAUAG